Messenger RNA from Pseudophryne corroboree (corroboree frog), 2813 nucleotides. Its product is annotated as ATP-dependent RNA helicase DDX19B. Gene Ontology annotation, cellular component: nucleus; cytoplasmic stress granule. Gene Ontology annotation, biological process: poly(A)+ mRNA export from nucleus. The coding region runs from base 62 to 1540 and encodes 492 amino acids. Lineage: Eukaryota; Metazoa; Chordata; Amphibia; Anura; Myobatrachidae. The record is from RefSeq and is a predicted model, not a curated record. Gene Ontology annotation, molecular function: RNA helicase activity; ATP binding; RNA binding. The transcript is spliced from 12 exons.
UGGCUGCACCGGGCGGGGCGGGGCCGGUACAGGCGGCUUCCGGUGGUGAUUCCGCAGCACGAUGGCGACUGAUUCCUGGGCAGAGGCUGUGGAUGAGCAGGAGGCGGCGGCCGAGACGUUCAACAAGCUGCAACUGAAAGACGAUAAGGAGCCGACCCUCAAGCCUGAGAGUAACGGCACGGACUUGGCAGCUGCUGGUGAUCGCGCAGAGAAGGCGAGCAAUGGAGACGGUGAGGAGAAAUCGGAGGAGGACGACAAAGAGGACAAAGCUGCACAGUCGCUGCUCAACAAACUUAUACGAAAUAACCUGGUUAACACCACAAACCAAGUGGAAGUUCUGCAGCGAGAUCCGAACUCUCCUUUGUAUUCUGUCAAAUCCUUUGAGGAGCUGAGGCUAAAGCCGCAGCUCCUAGAAGGGGUCUACGCCAUGGGGUUCAACCGACCGUCUAAAAUCCAAGAGAAUGCGUUGCCGAUGAUGCUGGCAGAGCCACCCCAGAACCUAAUUGCUCAGUCGCAGUCCGGCACAGGAAAAACAGCUGCCUUCGUUCUAGCUAUGCUCUCUCGGGUCAAUCCUGCAAAUAGAUAUCCACAGUGCCUGUGUCUCUCACCCACCUAUGAGUUGGCAUUGCAGACAGGAAAAGUCAUUGAGCAGAUGGGGAAGUUCUAUCCAGAGAUGAAACUGGCCUAUGCUGUCAGAGGAAACAAGUUGGAGCGCGGUUAUAAAAUCCCGGAACAGAUCGUUAUCGGAACACCUGGGACGGUGCUGGACUGGUGCUCCAAGCUGAAGUUCAUCGAUCCCAAGAAGAUGAAGGUGUUUGUGUUGGAUGAAGCCGAUGUCAUGAUAGCAACGCAGGGGCACCAGGACCAGAGCAUCCGUAUCCAGAGGAUGUUGCCGAGCGACUGCCAGAUGCUCCUGUUCUCGGCUACCUUUGAGGAUUCGGUGUGGAAAUUUGCUCAGAAAGUGGUCCCCGAGCCCAACAUCAUCAAGCUGAAGCGAGAAGAGGAGACGCUGGACACCAUUAAGCAGUACUAUGUGCUCUGCAACAGCCGGGAAGAGAAGUUCCAUGCACUGUGCAACAUCUAUGGCGUCAUAACCAUCGCGCAAGCAAUGAUCUUCUGCCACACUCGUAAGACUGCAUCUUGGUUGGCAGGUGAGCUGUCCAAAGAGGGCCACCAGGUGGCGCUGCUUAGCGGAGAGAUGAUGGUGGAGCAGAGGGCAGCGGUCAUUGACCGAUUUAGAGAAGGAAAAGAGAAGGUGCUGGUUACCACCAAUGUGUGCGCCAGAGGCAUUGAUGUCGAGCAAGUCUCCGUGGUGAUAAACUUUGACCUCCCCGUGGACAAAGAUGGCAAUCCAGACAACGAGACUUAUCUCCACAGAAUAGGCCGUACUGGCCGUUUCGGCAAGAGGGGUCUGGCUAUCAAUAUGGUGGACAGCAAACACAGCAUGAACAUCCUGAUGCAAAUCCAGCAGCACUUCAAUAAGAAGAUUGAGGAGCUCGAUUCCAAUGACAUUGACGAGAUUGAGAAAAUAAACAACUGAGCGGACAAGGUGACUUCAUCCCACUUUCUUCUACACAAGAAUCUUCUUAACCCAUGGCCGGAAUCGUGUUCUGCGGUACCAGGAUGUCUUACCAGGCGCGGGAAAUUACCUCAUUCACCAUCACUGUCCCCUGGGGAGGAGACUUGAUGGACAUUUGAGAUAAUGAGCCCCACCACCACCACCUUCAGCUGGGGCCCUGCUUACAGAGUGCGGUACAGGGGCUAAUCAUAUAUAUUUGGAAUUUAAUUUCUGUUUUUAUCACCCCGCCACCCCUGUGCUCCCAACUGACUGCACAUUUCUGCCUAUUAGUUACAGUCGGACUUGGAAUUCUACCAAGUGCUUGGCUUCCUCCUUAGGAAUAUCUUAGUUUUUAUCUUGGACUGUUGCUCAUUAGUGGCCAUUCAGAGUGGGGCUAGUGCCGGUCACAUGGCAAGCUGCCAUUCUGUGCAGCCAAAUAUUAUGGGUAAUUUAUUUUUAUUUAGCCUAGUUUAUUCAUUUACCUUGCAUUUAUAACCGCUUACGACUCCUCACUCCGGCGAUUUGAUUGCAGAGAGUUGGGUUCUACAAGACACCAUCUUUACAAAGGAACUUUUGGAACAAAGGCCAUCUUGUUAUCUCUGCAUCAAUAGCAAACGUUGGCUCUGUAUUCCUAUCCAGGGCCAGACUGCAGCCGAACAUGCUGAGAUAGACUUGUCCACCUUUUACUCGUAAGCUGUUGGGGUAGACUGCCCCCUCCCCCAGAAAACAAGCUACUAUGCUUAUACGUUGGCCCAUCUUGCUGCAGUUUCAUGAGCACCUGUGUUUUCUAUCGAUGGAUUGUUUUACUUUUCCAAAUGGUCUCCUAAAACAUAAAUUUCCUGUCCUCGAAACCUGCACCCUUGUAUAGGUUUGCAACUGCUGUGUGUGUUUGGGAGGUGUGCACGGUGGGAUAAUGGGCAGCAGGCUAACUACUGGUCACUUGCAGCCAUCUCUCGCUGGACAGAGACCCCUGAUUUACUGUUGGGAUCCUCUAACUUCAGUCUGAACUAAGUUUUUUUUCAAAAUGAUCCCGUUUGAUAUUUUAAACUCUUUGGGUUUAAAUCUGCUUCAGGACAGAAGCACCAAUUCUUUUACCAAGUAAAAAAGAAAUGAACCUAAAGUUUUAGGAAAAUGAAUGAUUUUAAUUGCUUCAAUAGGAUAAGUAGAACUGCGCAUGGAGGCUUUCUCUCUGAGGAUCGGAUCUCUGCUCUAUUCUGUAUACUUCUGUUUGGAAUAAAGAAUGUGUUUAAUGUGA